GGAUGGUAGAGGUAGAGAGAGAGAGAGAGAGAGAGAGAUUGGCGCCCUUGGAUUUGGUGAAGAACACAGCAACUUUGAUAUACUUAUAUAUAGGGUGGCAUGUAGGGAGUAUUUUUAGCAGAAGGGUGGGGUGAGGUGGGGAAAGCUGUUAAGCCAAUAAUGGCAGCUGGACAACAAGAGCAAAGCAGAGUUCGAUGCGUGUCUCAUUCGCUAGUCUAAUUUAGGUGGGCGAUCAUUAUUGGCGUGGUUAACGAAGAUUUUAGGAGGGUUCAUUGGUUAAAUGCCUCUUACAUCUGUUGAUGAUGGGUGACUAUCACUUCAAUUGGAGUUGAGGUUUAUACUAAAAUUAAGGAUACAUCAAUUUAUGGAUAUUACCUUUUAAUUUAUGGGGAUAAAGUUAUAAUCUUUUCCGGUUUCACAUUAACAAGAAUUUUGGGAUAUAAUAUUAGUUGGGGCUGAUUCCAUUUGAAACAUUGUAAUUGGGGUCCGAUCAAUAAAAAUCACUUAUAAAUCUUCUAAAUUAGUUUAAGAAUGAUAAUUGAUGAUUUAUAUUUUUUUAAGGAUUAAUAUUGGUUCCUACCUUGAUUUUUUUGUCUCAUUGCGAGUAAAGCAAAAAUAAACACUGUGAAAGAAGUUAAAUUACAAGCUUCUUCUAGAGAACUCGUCCAAGUAUUUAUGCUGUCAUGUCACAUGGAAUUAUAUAUAUAUAUAGAAGAAAAUUAUAGAGGUUGGUAAGAAAUUUCGCUUUCGUCGUAAGUAACAUAAUUAAUAAAUAUUAUUCAAUAAUUUAAAAAUACAUCUGGAAAAAAAGAAGUUUUCUUCCACAGUACCUCCGUGGGACACGUGGGGAAAUUCCGGCCCGUUUGCACCAACAGCGGAUAGACCUCGUCCUUUACCUGAUCACCCAUCCAAGACGACGCGUCACUUUCUCCACAAAGGCGGCGCAUCACGAUCCCAACCCCAGCCUUUCGAUUACAGAUGGACGUCUCUGAUCCGGUCAUAACCCGCGCUAUGCGGUCAAAGGGUCUCUGCGUGGAAACACCUUACACUCCCAAUGACGAUAAGUAUAAUCGUGCGGUCGUCGUUUCCCCCACCGCUCUGACGUGGUCGUCGUUAUCCGACACUCAUCAUCUUCUCUUAUCAUUUUCCUUCAUGGUAUUGCUCCUGUGUCUAGUUCGAGCCACCAAACACAUAAGCCAAGCAUACAACUUGUGUUUGCUGGUGGUCUCCAUUGUCUAAUGGAUCCUACACUCUAUCUAAUUGGUCCCUCGAAACACUGCGUAGGAGAUGAUGCGCAUCUACCUAGAACUAUACAAUACUACUACUAAUACUAAUACUUAUGGUAACAUGAACCUAUCUACCACUACCAGUCCACCAACGUCGGCAACGCUACUGCCAUGGCAAAAAGCUGCCAUUCCUCUGCUGAGUCGCCCUCCUCCUCCACCGCCACCGGCACCACCAACAACAGCAGUGGUGUUACUAACGCCACUGCUGCAGGUGCUCACUUACACAGCUCUCUCAGGUCUCUAAACAAAGCUUCUUAUAAGAUAACCAAACCCCUUCCCAAACACCCCAACCUUGGCCUGGUUAGGGAGCAGCAGGCGGCGCUUACAACUGGCGGCGGAGGAGCGCCGUCGCAGCCGCCGAUCUACAACAUCGACAAGAGCGACUUCCGCAGCCUCGUCCAGAAGCUCACAGGGUCGGCGACCCACCGCCACCAGCUCGGCCCUGCAGCGCCACCGCCUUCCGCACCCGGCCCUCCCCCUACUUCUCGGCUCCACCGCAUUCGCCCGCCACCGCUCGCCCACCUCACCCCCCGCCCGCUUCCCCUGUACUCAUGGACCCGGCCUCCGCCGCUCUCGCCGCUACCACCGCUGCCCACCGUCAGCGCUGCGGCGGAAUCGCCGAUAUCGGCAUACAUGCGCCGCCUGCAGAACGGCUGCCUGCCUGACAUCCAGCCGUCUCUGACCGCCGCGCUGGUGCUCCCCCCGCUCGGCUGGCGACUGCCGUCCCCUGGGACGGCAUACGAGAUGAUGGUGGCCCAGGGACUGGUGUUGCCGACAUCACCUGUAGUGCAGCUGCCGAGCUCAAUGUUGGGCGAGCCCUCACGCCACCAAGUUUCCAUCUCUUCUCCACCGGUCUUCGACGAAGGUAUGUUAAGCCAUCACUUAGGCUGAGUACUAAUAGGAUUCCACCCUCUUUUGUGUUCUUAGCUUUGUAAGCUGCGUGUAAAUACAGUGAUCAGCAAGAACUUGGACUCCUUUAGGACAGAUCUGAUGCUGUGUCCAAAGCAACAAAGAAGUGUUUUGUUUGUAAAUGGAUUACAAUCAUGUAAAUCUCUGUGAAAAAGCUGCUUUUUAGUGUCAAAAAUAUGACAGGUCUCAUCCUACAGUUCUUCCCAAAGGUGGUGAAUAUGUUCAAUGUUUGAUGGGGAAAAUAUAAAUUAAAUCACCUUGCUCACAGGAAUAAGAUGUAUCCAUGUUCUCAAGUGACCACCAACUUGAUAUGAUUCCAUGAUUCUGACAAUGUGGUCUUGUGAUUCUUGUAAAAUCUGGAAAGAAAUCUUGGGAGUCUGACUCAAAGUAGCAUAUGUUCUUCUCCUAUAUGAAGAUAUCAGUGGUGAACAGGUGGAUACUUGCAGUGUCUUUUGGAAGAUGAAGAAUAUAGAUGAGAUCAGCAAAAUGCCUAAGCUUUGGGAACAAAAAGCCUAAAGAAUGGUUGGGUUAUGAAUUUUAUGUGACAUUUGGGAGAUGAUAGGUAAGAUUCUAUCUUGUAAUAUGAAUAAACUAUAUACAACGGUGGAUUUUGCAGCUGAAAGAUCAAAGUUAACUUCCGGUUUCUGCUA
Messenger RNA from Musa acuminata AAA Group (dessert banana), 2845 nucleotides. RefSeq names its product VQ motif-containing protein 9-like. The coding region runs from base 1398 to 2177 and encodes 259 amino acids. The record is from RefSeq and is a predicted model, not a curated record. The transcript has a single exon. NCBI's taxonomy places the organism in Eukaryota, Viridiplantae, Streptophyta, Magnoliopsida, Zingiberales, Musaceae.